This is a messenger RNA of Strongylus vulgaris, 1029 nucleotides long. NCBI's taxonomy places the organism in Eukaryota, Metazoa, Nematoda, Chromadorea, Rhabditida, Strongylidae. The record is from the annotation of a GenBank genome assembly.
AUGGCAUCGAGAGAUCGUAUUGCCGAGGAUGCUACAGAGCUCAUAGGCAAUACACCAAUGGUUUAUCUACGAAAAAUUGGAAGAGGACUGCCGGGAACAAUAGCUGCAAAAGUUGAAUAUCUAAAUCCUGCAUGCUCUGUAAAGGACAGAAUUGGGUUAGCAAUGGUCAAAUCUGCCGAAGAAGCUGGACAGAUUCGUCCUGGUCUGACAACUCUUAUUGAACCGACAUCGGGGAAUACCGGUAUUGCACUCGGAUUGGUCGCUGCUGCCCGGGGUUACAAACUCAUCAUCACCAUGCCAGCUAGUAUGAGCGUUGAAAGGCGCACUCUACUUAAAGCUUACGGUGCUGAACUUGUUCUAACGGACCCAGCUCUUGGAAUGAAGGGUGCAAUCGAACGAGCCAAUCACUUGCAUGAAAAUAUUCCAAAUAGUUACAUUCUCGCACAGUUUGAUAAUCCAUCCAAUCCUCUUAUCCACUAUUCUACCACUGGGCCGGAAAUCUGGAAACAGACCAAUGGCAAGGUGGAUGUGUGCGUCUUUGGCAUUGGUACAGGAGGAACCAUUACUGGAGUGGGGCAGUACCUGAAGGAGCAAAAACCCGAAGUGAAGAUGAUCGCUGUGGAGCCUAUCGAAAGCGCUGUUCUUAGUGGAAAGAAAGCUGGUCCCCAUCGCAUCCAAGGUAUCGGUGCUGGUUUCACUCCUACUGUCUUAAACACGGCAAUCUACGAUGACAUUGUCACAGUGCAUUCCGAUGAAGCCAUGGUUAUGGCCAAAAGGAUGGCCCUCGAAGAGGGUCUUCUCUGCGGCAUCUCCUCCGGUGCCAACGUGCAUGCUGCCUGCAAGGUUGCAGCUCGUCCAGAAAUGGCUGGCAAACUUAUAGUAACUGUAUUACCAAGCUUCGGAGAACGCUAUCUUUCAUCGCCAUUGUAUGCUAACAUACGCGAUGAAGCAACCGAUAUGGGUGUCACGUCGCUCGAAGCAGACCUUAGUCGAGUUCGCCUGCAUCAAUUUCCAGUAGAGGAACAGUGA